This is a messenger RNA of Trematosphaeria pertusa, 992 nucleotides long. RefSeq lists its product as uncharacterized. The record is from RefSeq and is a predicted model, not a curated record. The transcript is spliced from 2 exons. The coding region runs from base 195 to 992 and encodes 265 amino acids. NCBI's taxonomy places the organism in Eukaryota, Fungi, Ascomycota, Dothideomycetes, Pleosporales, Trematosphaeriaceae.
CACAUCUCCACUGUCCGAGCAGGUUACGGUUAGGGGCCCCGGCAUACUUAAACUAUCCUACUCCCACCCAGUAAGCUCUUUCAUCGCACACACAACACCCAUAACCAUCAUCACAACAAGUACAACCCGAAGACAUACGGAAACACUCUCCCAUCUUAAUUUUCUACGAACAAAAAGCAGAGACCAACUUCACAAUGGAUUUUGAUCCUCGUCGUGGAGGCGGUUCAUGUCCUGGCCGUCGCAACGCCUACAAUCCUGAAUCGGACGAUUAUUCUGGCACUGGCUACAGUGUCGGGAACCCUCGCAUGUAUGGCGCUCGCCGCGACAUGAAUGGCAGCCACCGCCCUACUAGUACACAUGGCAUACCCGAUAUGCAAGGUGCCUACAAUAUGAGCAGGUCGAUAGGCGCCAGCCCUCGCAUGUCCGGUCGUCAUCCCGGCAUGCGCGACUCUCUUGAUCCACGCAAGCAUCAACCUCCGGGCUCGUACCCUUAUGGUUCUCACUCUAAUCCAGACUUCGAGGAGGAUGACCGUAAAGACGAUCUGUACGCAUUCACGUCGAUGACUGAUGUACGUUAUGAAGAGAUUUCCAUGCGCCCACUGAACGGCGGUCAAGGCGGCUCAAAUGGCCGCGCGUUCCUUCCGCUUCACGAUCAUGGUCUUCGGGAUGACUCUCGUGCUCGUCACAACGCUCAUCGUGACAUUGGCUUUGAUGCUGAGGUCUAUCAUGCUCUGAAGACUCUGAGAAUAGCGGAUCCCACGGCAGCUACGAGCCUUCUCGUGAUGGGCGCCCUGGUAAUUGGUGAACAUCUCACCCUCUGGUAUCACUUGACAGAAAUCGAGCAAGAGCAGAUGGGCCACAUCGAUUCCAAAAAAUAUCGCACAAGCACAUUCGUGCGCCUAGCUCCCUUGUGGCCAUUCAUCUUCGAACGGAUGGUGUGCAGGACUGCGAGCCCUACAUUCGCAUAUGUUGCUUGUCCAGAUAGCAAGUAA